This is a messenger RNA of Plectropomus leopardus (leopard coralgrouper), 1050 nucleotides long. RefSeq names its product SET domain and mariner transposase fusion gene (gene setmar). Gene Ontology annotation, molecular function: protein binding; histone methyltransferase activity; zinc ion binding. Gene Ontology annotation, cellular component: nucleus. The record is from RefSeq and is a predicted model, not a curated record. NCBI's taxonomy places the organism in Eukaryota, Metazoa, Chordata, Actinopteri, Perciformes, Serranidae.
UUGAUUUUUGCACAUCCCAAAUAUGCCUCCAGAGUUGUCUGUUUCACUGAAAACUUCGGAUAUGAAUAAUGACCGACAGACAUGGAUUUGAGCAACGGCUUCGAUAAUGUUCCCGUUUUAUUUGAUCAGAGUUCAGCUGGAACGACGUCGCCUGACUUUGAGUAUUCUACAGAUAAUGUUCAGGGACCAGGAUGCAGCAUUGACCCCAGUGAGGUGACCCUUCCUGGAUGCUCCUGCCUCUCCCGCUCCUGCCUCCCGGAGAGCUGCUCCUGCCUGCAGGCACAUGGGCAGGUGUACGACAGCACCGGCAGACUGCUGCACGUCAGCGGGACAGGCUCUGGCUACUGCUCGCCCAUGUUUGAGUGCAACGCCCUUUGCACCUGCAGUGAUGCCUGCUGUAACCGGGUGGUGCAGAGAGGGCUGACACUCAGGCUGGAGGUGUUCCGCACUCAGAACAGGGGCUGGGGAGUACGGACACUCGAAGCAAUCCCAUGUGGGACAUUUGUGUGCGAGUAUGCAGGAGAGGUGAUCAGCCUUGAGGAGGCCAGUCGCAGACAGCUCGCCCAAAAAUCUGAGGACAAUAACUACAUCAUUGCAGUAAGGGAGCACGCAGGUACGGGCGCCACCACUGAGACGUUUGUGGACCCCGCCGCCGUGGGAAACGUAGGCCGCUUUCUUAACCACUCCUGUGAGCCCAGCCUUAUCAUGCAGCCGGUCCGAGUGCACUCGGUGGUUCCCAGGCUGGCUCUGUUUGCAGGGCGGGACAUCGAUGUACAUGAGGAGCUGACGUUUGACUACUCAGGAGGAUACAGCAACCAGCCUCCUGCAGAGCUGCUGUCCUCUCAGAGUGACGCCAAGCUGCAGGCCAGCAGGACAGACGCGCUCCAGAGGAAAGAGUGCCACUGUGGGGCCAAAAACUGUGCUCAGUUCCUUCCACUGGAUUUAUCUAUUAUCAGCUGAGGUUAUUAGAAACGUGGAUCAACAUCAGUUUUCUUGUGCUGCGUUCAAAUGCCUUGCGCAAACUAUUUAACCCUUUGAAACCUGAGCAAG